Musa acuminata subsp. malaccensis (wild Malaysian banana) is the source of this 1042-nucleotide messenger RNA. Its product is annotated as ras-related protein Rab7. NCBI's taxonomy places the organism in Eukaryota, Viridiplantae, Streptophyta, Magnoliopsida, Zingiberales, Musaceae. Gene Ontology annotation, cellular component: vacuolar membrane. The record is from RefSeq and is a predicted model, not a curated record. Gene Ontology annotation, molecular function: GTP binding; GTPase activity.
AGACCUCGAGAAGUCGACGUAUAUAAAUAGCUGGUCUCCGCCGUUUCUCCUACUCUUUCCCCUUUUGUUCGAUCGAUCGGCGUGGAUCAUUGUAGGGUUCCUUCUCGUGGUUGUUUACAGAACCCGAGAUCGAUACGCUUCGUAAGCCGGAUUGAUUCUUCUUGAGGCGAAUCCGAAGUCUUCAGCUCCCGGGUCUGAGAUCGAUGGCCUCCCGCCGGAGAAAGCUUCUCAAAGUUAUCAUCCUCGGUGACAGCGGGGUUGGGAAGACGUCUCUAAUGAAUCAAUAUGUGAAUCGAAAGUUUAGCAUCCAGUACAAAGCUACAAUCGGCGCCGAUUUUUUGACCAAAGAAGUCCAGAUUGAUGACAGACUGUUCACGUUACAGAUAUGGGAUACAGCUGGGCAGGAAAGGUUCCAAAGUCUUGGUGUCGCAUUCUAUCGUGGUGCAGAUUGCUGUGUUCUUGUGUACGAUGUUAAUGUCAUGAAAUCAUUUGAUAACCUCAACAAUUGGCGGGAGGAGUUUCUGAUUCAGGCAAGCCCUUCAGAUCCGGAAAAUUUCCCGUUCAUAGUCUUAGGGAACAAGACAGAUAUUGAUGGUGGAAAUAGUCGAGUGGUCUCUGAGAAGAAGGCAAAGCACUGGUGCACUUCGAAGGGUAAUAUCCCCUAUUUUGAGACAUCUGCCAAGGAGGGCAUCAACGUGGAAUCUGCUUUUGAGUGUAUAGCCAAGAUUGCUCUCAAGAAUGAACCCGAGGACGACAUUUAUCUACCGGACACUAUCGACGUGGCUAGUGGCGGUCGGCAGCAACGAUCAUCAGGAUGUGAAUGCUAGAUAAAGAAAGACCACCGUAGUUACUUCUAUGUGUUCUCAAGUAAAAUAAAUUCUAGAUAGGUUUACGCGCAUGCACGUUGUCUUCUGUAUGAAGUCCGGGACAAAUAAUUCAUACUAACCAUCAAUCAAGUUUCCUCUUUUAUAGUGCUACAUUGUUUCUUUGGAUCAAUAAAGUUGUACUGUCCUUCAAUCAAAGCUUCCUUGUUUUGAUGCUA